This is a messenger RNA of Cetraspora pellucida, 195 nucleotides long. NCBI's taxonomy places the organism in Eukaryota, Fungi, Glomeromycota, Glomeromycetes, Diversisporales, Gigasporaceae. The record is from the annotation of a GenBank genome assembly.
AUGCCUGAUAUGAAAUACCUUUCGAAAGUAAUACAAUUAUAUGAAAGGUUCAGAGAAGUCAAGUAUUAUUCUGACAAAGAAAUCUUAUUAUGGCUAAGACCUAAUGUAGUUAAAAAAAUGUUUGUUGUAAGGGCUUCUGCUAGUGUACACCUUCCAUUAUCACAAAUUGAUUGCCUUUUAAAAAGAGUGAGGUAA